UGUGGUUGCAGAAUACAUGGAAGUUGUGAAACAACUGAGAUUUAAGAGUUUGCCAUGUGUAUACAUCGCAACUUUGUGCAUGGGUGACCAAACCUCAACUCUAAUGCAAAUCAGAGACCACAUCCGGAAAGACCUUAAAGAUUUAUUUCCGGGGGAACUAGCCGGUGAAGAAGAUUUAAUGUCAUAUGCAUGGGGCAAUGUGGACCAUACCGAAGGUAAAUACAUUGAUGAAGAAAGUUCGAUUGUGUUUGAAGAAUGGGUUCAAAUUAAAGAAGCUAAUAAAGCUAACCCAGCUUGCAGAAGGUGCAAGUGUGAAACAUUUCAAACUAUAUUUCAAGGAGCUAGGGCUUGUAGUCUGAUGAGAUAUGCUGAGAAGUUUGGGUUUGGGUCUGUUGGCUUUUGAUAUAGUGAAUUCCCAAGUCGUCUAUUAGUGCGACCACCUCGGAUUUCCGUUUGGGUUUGGGUUUGGGUUUGUUGGCUUUUGAUGACAGUUUUCUCAAUUAGGAUGUGGUGCCAACUCUUGUGCCAAUCCUGGUCGAUUGCUUUAUCUUCGUUUUAUCAUUGGUCGCCUGCAGUCACGGUGAAGUUGAAGUAAAGGUUGUCAAAUUUGACAAAUUAAAUGUCCAUUUUGCACACUCUAAGCUAUUUAC
Molecule: messenger RNA, 650 nt
Organism: Neltuma alba
Lineage: Eukaryota; Viridiplantae; Streptophyta; Magnoliopsida; Fabales; Fabaceae
Exons: 3
Coding region: 17-403 (128 amino acids)
Source: RefSeq, a predicted model, not a curated record